UAAAAAAGAGAAAUAAAAGAGAGAGUCAGAGCUGCUGAUGUAAAGUCCAUAUUAAGCCUAUUUCUUAUUAACUCUUCCUUCCCCGGGAGCCGUCGGGUCCCAUUGAUUCCCAAGCGCAGGCAGCUCAGCGGUGCAGGGGUUAAUGGGGGUGUGGCCGCCGCUUAUAAUAAAGAUUUAUUAGGAGGGAGGUGGUCGCCGCCCCUCACAGCCUCUGUCAGACCCUCCCCUCCAUCUCCAGCAAGUGGGUUAUUGGGGGCUCUGUCCUGUGCAGAGACUCGUCUCGGGAGACAAGUAGAGAGAAGUGGAGAGAAGUGAAGUGGAGCAGCAGCAGCAGGUAACGAGUCGCUGGUGGAGCAGCGGAACAAUCUCUGUCUAUAAAGAGAAGUCGGAUGGAUUUGGGGGGCUUCUCUGGACACUGAGCCCCCCCCCGGAUCUCUCCUGGAUUCUUGUGCUGGGGGUCGGGGAGUUGCAAUUGACUGUGAGCUCCUGGGACAAGCUCGGGCCCCUGAGGAUCAUGUUCCAGCCAAUAGGAAAGCGCUGUUUUACCAUCGAAUCGCUGGUGUCAAAGGACAAUUCCUUCAGCUCCGAGGAGCCCCUGCGACCCCCGACCCUCCCCUACCCCGCGACCCCGGCAGAAGCCUUUGUCAGUGGAUUCCCCAGCCCGGCCGGACGCUCCAUCUACAACAACCCGGAGCUGCUGUUCCCUGAAACUGUCACUCACUCACCUCUGACUGUCAGUCACUCACCUCUAAGUGUCACUCACUCACCUCUGACUGUCACUCACUCACCUCUAAGUGUCACUCACUCACCUCUGACUGUCAGUCACCUGCAGCCGCCUCACUCCUUCCUCGCACCCCCACACAGGGACCCCCUCAACCUGUACCCCUGGCUCCUCAGGAACAGCUUCUUUGGCCACAGAUUUCAAGGCAGCGACAUUUCCCAGGAGUCUUUGCUCCUACACGGCCCGUUUGCCCGAAAACCCAAGCGGAUCAGAACGGCCUUUUCUCCGUCACAACUGCUGAGACUGGAGAGAUCGUUUGAGAAGAAUCAUUAUGUGGUGGGGGCUGAACGCAAACAACUGGCCACUGGCCUCAGUCUGUCCGAGACACAGGUGAAGGUUUGGUUCCAGAACAGAAGGACAAAAUACAAAAGGCAGAAGUUGGAAGAGGAAGGUCCAGAUUGUGAUCAGAAGAAGAAAGGGUCUCAUCACAUCAACCGGUGGAGAAUGGCCACCAAACAGCCCAAUGGGGAAGACAUUGAUGUCACCUCCAAUGACUAGUUGGGUCAGUUAUGAGAGUCAAUGUCAAGAUGAGACUGGAGACAAACACUCAAGGAUUUCACUGACACAGAAUCCAGACAAGCUCAGAUGCCGAGGAGGACAAUAGAGACCUGCUAACACUUAGGCUCAAGGGGUGCAGGAUUAACCCCCGAGAGGAGGAGGAGGAACACGUGCACUUGUUCUGUGAAGAGGUGGGACUGCUCCACCCUAUGGCUGAUUCUCUCAUGGACUUCUGUCAGCCACAAGCAAAACCGCUCACCUGUCCUCUGUCUAGUUUUUUCUCCCUUUUUGUUAAUUUUUAAUUUAUUUUACUUUUUCUUUUUUUUUUGAUAUUUAAUAUUUUUAUUGGUUUUCAUUGUAACAAAUAAAUGAAAAAAAAUGCCAUAAAGCACAACAU
Molecule: messenger RNA, 1676 nt
Organism: Xenopus laevis (African clawed frog)
Lineage: Eukaryota; Metazoa; Chordata; Amphibia; Anura; Pipidae
Gene: emx1.S
Product: empty spiracles homeobox 1, S homeolog
Exons: 3
Coding region: 515-1279 (254 amino acids)
Biological process (GO): brain development; neuron differentiation; central nervous system development
Cellular component (GO): nucleus
Molecular function (GO): DNA-binding transcription factor activity, RNA polymerase II-specific; DNA binding; RNA polymerase II cis-regulatory region sequence-specific DNA binding
Source: RefSeq, a predicted model, not a curated record